Micromonas pusilla CCMP1545 is the source of this 3453-nucleotide messenger RNA. RefSeq lists its product as uncharacterized. NCBI's taxonomy places the organism in Eukaryota, Viridiplantae, Chlorophyta, Mamiellophyceae, Mamiellales, Mamiellaceae. The record is from RefSeq and is a predicted model, not a curated record. Gene Ontology annotation, cellular component: cytoplasm; nuclear pore. Gene Ontology annotation, biological process: protein export from nucleus. Gene Ontology annotation, molecular function: nuclear export signal receptor activity; small GTPase binding. The transcript has 2 exons. The coding region runs from base 1 to 3453 and encodes 1150 amino acids.
AUGGACCUGACCGCGGCGUGCGCGCAGGUGGAGCAGGCCUCGCGAGGCCUCGCCCACCCGGAGCACAGAGCCGCCGCGGAGGCGACGCUCUUGGAGUUUCGACGCUCCCCGCACGCGCUCGCCGCGUGCCGCCACAUCCUCGACACCUCCGCCGCGAUCGAGGCGCAGUUCCAGGCGGCGGCGACGCUGCGCGACGCGGCGCUUCGAGAUUGGAACGCGCUGCCGCCGACCGAGCGCGCGAACCUGCGGCAGCACUGCCUGCACCUGAUCCUCCAGAAGCAGCCGCCGCCGCCGCCGGUCGUCGCGUCGCAGAUCAUCAGCACGCUCGCCGUCCUCCUCAAGCGCGCGUGGCUGGACGACGACGCGGACCGAGGCGCGAUGCUCGCGGAGGCGGAGCACGCCGUGAGCGCGGCGUCCACGUCGUCGGCGCGACGCGUCGGGCUGCUUCUCUUCGCCGCCGUCGUCGCGGAGUUCUCGCCGUCGACGUCGUCCCCGAUGCAGCUGCCGUGGGACUUCCACGAGCGAUGCCGCGCGAACCUCGAGCGCGAUUUCCUGAAGCACUUUUUCCUCCACGGCGCCGGCGUCGCGCGCGCCGCGUUCGAGAACGGCGCCGCGCUCAGCGGCGCCGACGACGGCGUCUGCGUCGGCGCUCUGCGCUUGAUGUCCGCGGCGUUGGCGUGGGACUUCGCGCGCGGCGGCGGCGUCGGCGCCGCGGGAGGCUUCGGCUACGUUCCGCCGCCGUCCGACGGAGGCGGAAGCCGGACACUCGCGGAGACGUCCAACGCGGAGGGAUCCGCGAAGGUGACCCCCGGCCCCGAGUGGCGCGACGCGCUCCUCGCCCCCGGGGCCGUGGACUGGGUCUUCGCGCUCCACGCCAGCGCGCACGCGCGAGUGUCAGCAGGCGGGGACCUCUCGAGCGCGGCGCUGAACCUCCGCGCGGCGGCCCGCGCCGUCGUCGCCGCGCUGUGCCAGCUGGCGGGCGAUCUCUUUCCGAACCUCGCGGAGGAUCCGGCCGGCGACGCGCGGCGCGCGCACUUCGCGCGGUGCGUCGCGUCGCUCAACGGGACGACGACGCCGGCGCAGACGACCGCGGCGAACGCGGCGCGAGGGUUGGGGGAGGACGUCCUCGUGGACGUCGCGGUGUCGCUGAGCGCGUUGGCGUCGAAUCAUCCGACGGCGUACUUUCUCGCGCCGACGCCGCCGCCGCCGGGUUUAGCGGGGGGCGGCGACGCGGGCGGCGGCGGCGGCGGCGGCGGCGAGGCGGCGGCGGCGGGCGGCGCGAGCGGCCUGAGCGUCCUCGGCGAGCUCACGCUCGCGGUGCUCCACGCCGGCGCGCUCACGUCCGACGCGGAGGGCACGGCGUCGGAGGACGCGUUGCGUCUGCUGAUGGACGCGUGGGGCUCGCUCCUCAGCGGGCGGAUGACGGACCCGCGGCUCGGAGGCGACCCGAACGCCGGGGUGCCCUCCGAGGUCAUACAGGGCGCCGCGCAGGUGUUUCAGGCGUACGUCCAGGCCGGCCUCGCGGGUGCGGCGGCGGCGGCGUUCGAGGAGGACGACGGGCAGGAGGAGGAGGGCAAAGCGGGCGCGGCGGCUUUGGACGAGCGGCUGUCGCUGGCCGCCGUCGUCGGGUGCGUUCUAUACACUGACGACACCGCGCGAUCCGCGAUAUCCCCGCGGCUCAUGGAGACGUUCCUGUGGGGCGCCGCGCGGUGGGCGGACACGUACCUGAUGCCGGAGGACGUGGGCGGGUCGCUCCACGCGGCGGUGUUCGCCGGCGGCGGCGGCGGCGGCGGUCGCGUCCACGGCGGCGUCGGCGCCGGCGCCGGGCUCGGCGCGCACGUUACAAACCAACCUCCCGGCCCGUUCUCCGAGCACGGCGGCGGCGUGCAGGUCCUCGACGCUUUGCUCCGCGUCGCGCGCGUCGCGUUGACGGCGUGGCCGGGCGAGACGGGCGUGCAGGGCGUCGCCGCGCAAAAGUUGCUUCCCGCGUUGACGCGGCGUCGAGCGCUGUGCCGCGCGUGCGUCGCGUCCGCGUCGUGGGGCGCGAUCGCGGACGCGGAGGCGAUGGCGCUCGCGCAGGCGACGGACCCCGGCGGCGCGGCGGCGGCGGCGGCGGCGGCGGCGCGCGGGGGCGUCGCGGUCGCGGUCGCGAGCGGCGGCGUCGCGUUUCCUCCGGAGAUUCACCGCGGCGUGAUGGAGGCAUUGGGCCGCGCGGCGGAGGGGCUGAACGACGAGGGGCAGUGCCGCGAGUACAUCGCGCGGGUGUUGACGCCGCUCGGGGGGGUGUUACACGCCGUCGCGAGCGACCCGGGCGCGAUGACGCACCCCGGCGGGGAGAGCCGGGCGGUCGCGGCGUUGGAGGCGGCGAGGGGCGCGGCGCGGGCGACCGUCGCGCGGUCGCAGGCGCCCGUCUUUGCGUUUUUCGCGUCCAACUUUGACGUCCUGAUCGCGACGCAGCGCGGCGGCGGCGGCAGCGCGCAGAUCUCCAAGCUCGUGUUGCGGCUCACGGAGGAACUCGUCGCGAAUCAAGCGUGUUUCUUGGGCCCAACGCACGCGACGGCGCUGUGCCGGCACGUCCUGCGCGUCGUCGAGACGUACGCCGGCGGCGGCCGCGGCCGCGUCGGCGCGGGCGAGGGCGGUCGCGCCGAGCGCGUCAAGGAGGCGUACAAGGAAGUCAAGGCGCUCUUGCGCAUGCUCACGCACGUGGUGAACUCGGACAACGGGUUAGACCACGACGAGGUGGGGGAAGGGAGGGUCGCGAACGGGAUGACGCCCGGCGGCGGCGACGCGCAAAAGGUGGACGUCGCGCAGGUUGUUUUUCUCGGGUUGAACGUCGUGAUCCCUUUGAUAACGGACGAGCUCCUGACGUUUCCGAAGCUGUGCCACCAGUACUUCAGUCUGCUCGCGCACAUGCUCGAGGCGUACCCGGGGAAGGUCGCGGCGCUGCCGCCGGACCUGUUCAACACCCUGAUGGGGACGCUGGACUUUGGGUUGAAGCACGCGGACGCGGAGACGUCGAGGGAAUCGCUCUCCGCGCUCGCCGCGAUGGCGUCGUUUCAUCAUUCCUCGACAAUCGCCGGUCAGCCCGGCCUCGGCGCGCACAACGCGCCGACCCCGGAGCGCGGCAACGUCGGCGUCCUCGCGCACCUCAUGCGCGUCGUCUUGAACCGGUUAAUCUUCGAGGACGCGAGCAUGGACCUCGCGGAGUCCGCCGCCGACGCGUUGUUGCCUCUGAUGCACUGCGAGCGCGUCGCGUUCGAGGACGUCGCGAGGGAGCUGCUGGGGCGGUUGUCCGGGAACCAGGGCGCGAUGGAGCACGUGUCGAGGGCGCUGACGGAGCUCACGACCGGCGGGGGGUUGACGGACAGAGUGGACAGGGCGAACAAGAGGCGGUUCCGCAGGAACGUCGCGAAGUUUCUCACGGAGACGCGCGGGUUCGUUCGACACAAUUGA